Messenger RNA from Nestor notabilis (Kea), 1202 nucleotides. It is a transcript of the gene LIPT1, whose product is annotated as lipoyltransferase 1. The record is from RefSeq and is a predicted model, not a curated record. Gene Ontology annotation, cellular component: mitochondrion; cytoplasm. The coding region runs from base 19 to 1140 and encodes 373 amino acids. Lineage: Eukaryota; Metazoa; Chordata; Aves; Psittaciformes; Psittacidae. Gene Ontology annotation, biological process: protein lipoylation. Gene Ontology annotation, molecular function: lipoyltransferase activity. The transcript has a single exon.
UGUCCAGUUAUUAAAAACAUGGUGCUCCAGUCAUCAUUAAAGAACUGCCUUCAGCUGUCCUGCAUCCUCCAGGCUCCAAAAGCUGGCUUCAGAAACACAGCAAGUGGAGGCCUCAUUAUCCAGUCUACUUCUAAUGAUGUUUACCAGAAUCUUGCUGUGGAAGACUGGAUACAUGACCACAUGAAUUUAGAGAACCGACAGGUCCUUUUCCUUUGGAGAAAUUCCCCUGCUGUGGUAAUAGGGAGACAUCAGAACCCCUGGCAGGAAGGCAACCUCAGGCUAUUGAGGCAAAAAAAUAUAAAACUAGCCAGGAGAAGAAGUGGAGGAGGGACAGUUUACCAUGACUUAGGCAAUAUCAAUUUGACUUUCUUUACAACCAGAAAAAAACAUGAACGAAUGGAAAACCUGAAACUAGUUGUGAAGGCCCUGAAAGCCUUGCGCCCACAGAUAGAUGUACAUGUCACUGACAGAUACGAUAUCUUGCUAGACAGGCAAUACAAAAUCUCAGGUACUGCUGCAAAACUGGGAAGGACAGCUGCUUAUCACCACUGUACCUUACUCUGUAACACGGAUAAGUUUGUUUUAUCUUCUGUGCUAAGAAGUCCUUAUAAAGGGCUAAAAAGCAAUGCUACUCCUAGUGUGCCUGCCUCAGUGAAAAAUCUCUUUGAAGAGGAUCCUAGUUUAACUUGUGAGCUGCUCCUGGAUGCCAUUGCUGAAGAAUAUGCUAUGCAGCACCACAUCGAUCAUCAUAUCAACGUAAUAAACCCAGCUGAUGAGACUGUGCUUCCUGGAAUUAAUAAUAAAGCUAAAGAACUACAAACCUGGGAAUGGGUGUAUGGAAAGACGCCGAAGUUCAAUGUUAGCACUCAUUUUAACAUAGCCUAUAAAGAUUCUGUUCUUGAUGUUAAAGUAGAUAUGGAUGUAAAGCAUGGAAGGAUUGAAGUCUGUAACAUUGAUCUGCCAGAGCAGUGGCUGCCACCAGCACUGUGCAGUGAGCUGGUGAAGAGCCUCACCGGCAGUAAGUUUUGCCCAAAUGAAACCACUGCGCUAGUGACAACAUUACUAAGAGCAUGGCCACAAGAUGGUGACUUGCAGAGCAGAUGGCAUCUGCUCUGUGAGAAUAUGAAAAUGUUAAUGUGACUUGCACUUUGAAAAUGCAAGUUAAACUGCUGCUGCUUUUUAUUUAUUGAAAACAAAAUUAA